AUGGUGUCGGGCUCGCAGCCGGAGCCGUGCCCCGGAGACGCGGGCGACCACCUCAUGCUGCGGUUCCUCAAGAACAAGCUCGACUACUGCCGCCUCCACGGGAUCGAGCUGCUGUACAACAGGGAGUUCCUGCACCCGGCCAUGCGGGGCUACUGGGCCAAGAUCCCCAUCGUGCGCGCCGCCAUGCUCGCCCACCCGGAGGCGGAGUGGGUCUGGUGGGUGGACUCCAACGCCGUCUUCACCGACAUGGACUUCUCCCUCCCGCUCGCCAAGUACGCCGGCCGCAACUUCGUCGUGUACGGCUGGCCCAACAAGUUCUUCGUGAGGAAGUCGUGGCUGGGGCUCAAGGCCGGCGUGUUCCUCAUCCGCAACUGCCAGUGGUCGCUCGACUUCAUGGACGAGUGGGCGCGCAUGGGCCCCGCGUACCCGGAAGAGCACGCCCGGUGGGGGAAGGUGUUCAGGGACACGCUAAGCGACAAGGACUCCGACGUGGCGUGCGACCAGUCCGCGCUCGUCUACCUGCUCCUCAACGGCUGGGCGAGGCUGGGGAAGAAGACCUUCAUCGAGACGGAGUACUUCUUCCAGGGCUACUGGAAGGAGGUCGUGGACCGCCUCGACGGCGUCGCUGCGCGGUACGAGGCCGUCGAGCGGCGCACACCCACGCCGGGGCUCCGGCGGCGGCACGCGGAGCGGGAGCACCUGCGGUACGCGGCGGCCCGGAACGCGGCCGUGAGUGGCGUCGUCCCGGGGCCCGCCAGUGGCGGGGAGAAGGGGUGGCGGCGGCCGCUCAUCACGCACUUCGUGGGCUGCCAGCCCUGCAGCGGCGGUCGGAACCCGAUGUACUCCAGGGAGAGCUGCUACGACGGGAUGCGCCGCGCGCUGGCGUUCGCGGACGACCAGGUGCUCCGCGCGUACGGGUUCCGCCACGCCGCCCCGCUCAACGACAGCGUGCGGGUGCUGCCGUUCGACUAG
Miscanthus lutarioriparius is the source of this 972-nucleotide messenger RNA. Lineage: Eukaryota; Viridiplantae; Streptophyta; Magnoliopsida; Poales; Poaceae. The record is from the annotation of a GenBank genome assembly.